CGACGGCGCGUUGGCCCCCCCUUUAGUUCAUCAGACUCGCGAGAUCGCAGUUAGAGUUUCCGUCACGCCAUCAUGUCGGGAAAGAAGCCCAGGAAAAUUCUGGGAAAAGGAAAAGUGAGAAUGCUGCGUUGCGCAGUCAGAGGACCAGUUUUAUCGGCAGACAUGAACCCCAAAACCAGGAUGCCAGAUAAGUCAUGGGCUACAGACCCAGAUAGCCGCGAAGAUGUCACCGGCCCGUUAAAGCGUGAGUGCCUCGCUCUGCACGUGGGGCAGGCCGGGUGCCAGAUGGGAAGCGCCAGCUGGGAACUCCUCUGCCUCGAGCAUGGCAUCAGGCCCGACGGCUCCCUCUGCAAGACCGCCUCAGACAACGCUUCUUUGGGGACGUUCUUCAGCGAGACUGGUUCGGGAAAGUACGUCCCCAGGACAGUGUUCGUGGAUCUCGAACCCGCUGUUAUUAAUCAAGUGCGUAUAGGCACCUAUCGCCAGCUCUUCCACCCUGAGCAGCUGAUUAGUGGAAAGGAGGACGCAGCCAACAAUUAUGCACGAGGCCAUUUCACCAUCGGCAGGGAGGCCAUCAACCUCGUCGUAGAGCAAAUCAGGAAGUUGGCUGACACCUGCACGAACCUCCAGGGCUUCCUGGUGUUCCACUCCUUGGGCGGCGGCACUGGCUCCGGCUUCACCUCCCACCUCAUGGAAAAACUCUCCAUCGACUACGGCAAGAAGAACAAGCUGGAGGUUGCCAUCUACCCUGCCCCGCAGUUGGCCACGGCCGUCGUCGAACCCUACAACUCCAUCUUAGCCACUCACAGUACCUUGGAGCACUUCGACUGCACCUUUAUGGUCGAUAACGAAGCUUUGUACGACAUCUGCCGCAGGGACCUGAACAUCGAGCGCCCCACCUACGCCAACCUGAACCGUCUCAUCGGCCAGGUCGUCUCCUCCAUCACCGCGGCUCUCAGGUUCGACGGCUCCCUCAACACUGACCUGAAGGAGAUACAGACAAACUUGAUUCCAUUUCCAAGGAUCCAUUUUCCUGUCGUAAGCUACUCACCCGUCGUCACCGCCGAAAGGGUCUACCACGAGCGGUUCACAGUCGACAAGAUAACGAAAGCCACGUUCGAGCCCGCGAACCAGAUGGUCAAGUGCGACCCACGCCAUGGCAAGUACAUGGCCUGCUGCUUGUUGUACCGUGGCGACGUCGUGCCCAAAGACGUGAACGCUAGUAUUUCUUCAAUCAAGUGCAAUCGUUCAAUAAAAUUCGUGGACUGGUGUCCAACUGGCAUGAAAUUGGGCAUUAAUGGCCAGCCCCCCACCGUGGUGCCCAACGGCGAUCUGGCCAAGGUGUCCCGCGCCGUCUGCACGCUGUCCAACACCACCGCCAUAGCCGAGGCCUGGGCUCGCCUCAACCGCAAGUUCGACCUAAUGUACGCCAAGCGCGCCUUCGUGCACUGGUACGUCGGAGAGGGCAUGGAGGAGGGUGAGUUCUCCGAGGCCCGCGAGGACCUGGCUGCUCUCGAGAAGGACUAUGAAAAGAUUGGCUUCAACAAUGUGCGCGACGAGGAGCAGGGCGAUGAUCUGUAGGUCAGCCAGGAUGAAUAA
Molecule: messenger RNA, 1599 nt
Organism: Penaeus monodon (black tiger shrimp)
Lineage: Eukaryota; Metazoa; Arthropoda; Malacostraca; Decapoda; Penaeidae
Product: tubulin alpha-8 chain-like
Exons: 5
Coding region: 73-1581 (502 amino acids)
Biological process (GO): microtubule cytoskeleton organization; mitotic cell cycle
Cellular component (GO): cytoplasm; microtubule
Molecular function (GO): GTP binding; structural constituent of cytoskeleton
Source: RefSeq, a predicted model, not a curated record